Drosophila kikkawai is the source of this 633-nucleotide messenger RNA. RefSeq lists its product as uncharacterized. NCBI's taxonomy places the organism in Eukaryota, Metazoa, Arthropoda, Insecta, Diptera, Drosophilidae. The record is from RefSeq and is a predicted model, not a curated record.
GAACUGGCAACGUUCAGAGCUCAUUCGUUUCGGUCAUCUCAAACAAAUCAUAACAAAAAAAAUUCCAGCUGAAUUUUUGUUAGAUAUUUUAUAGCAAAAGUGUUUUGUCAGGUUUAGAGUUCAGAUUGUGUCGGUGACCAUGGACGGCUUUAAUAACGGUAGCAACUUCGACUACAGCGGCUACUCGCAGCGGUCAUCGCCCAGUUACAACGGUUUCUGCUGUAAUUGUCCAGGUGGCAUCUGCCCAAGAAUGUCUAGCCAGGACCAGGGCCAGGCCAAGGACCAGGGUAUGGGCAGCCAGCGCGGCUGUCCUGGCGGUAACUGCUGUCCCGGCGGUCGUUGUGGCAUCAGUGGGUCUGGCUCCCAUGUAGAAUGGCAAUUUGGACGCUAGCAUCAAAGAGCUGGCGUUUCCAUUGAACCCGGAACCUGACAAGGCAGCUGCAGUCUUCCAAAAUGUCAAUCUUAUAACUGGACAGGAAGAACUUAAACUUUGAAACGGAUACAGUUCAGAUCUAGCCAAAGCAAGGGAACACGGAUAAAAUUCAUAUUCAUAUUCAUGCAUUUUCCAUUUCAUCUCUGCCGAAAUAGUGAAAUUUAAAAACAAAAUAUAGCCACAUCAUAAAACACAGAAAA